This is a messenger RNA of Ctenocephalides felis (cat flea), 896 nucleotides long. RefSeq names its product zinc finger matrin-type protein 2-like. The transcript has 2 exons. Gene Ontology annotation, biological process: mRNA splicing, via spliceosome. Gene Ontology annotation, cellular component: U4/U6 x U5 tri-snRNP complex; spliceosomal complex. NCBI's taxonomy places the organism in Eukaryota, Metazoa, Arthropoda, Insecta, Siphonaptera, Pulicidae. Gene Ontology annotation, molecular function: nucleic acid binding; zinc ion binding. The record is from RefSeq and is a predicted model, not a curated record. The coding region runs from base 167 to 757 and encodes 196 amino acids.
CAUUAAUAGUUUAAAUAAGUUUAAGUCAUGUAGUAGUCAGUAUUUGAUUAGUGCAUGCAAAAAUUGUUGGUGUUUACUUAAGUUAAGUACUAAAAGUGCUGUUACACUUUAUAGGUUAUAUUGUCACAACAAAACAUUUUGAGCAUCUAUCCUUUACCCCUUUACCAUGUCGAUGAGACCUGACGACCAUCGUCGCAAAUGGGACAAAGAUGAAUACGAACGAAUUGCUGCAGAACGUCUCCGAGAUGACAGUGAAAGUGACGAUGAUACCUCUUCCAAAACCCCAGCCCAAAGGGAAUACCUGAAACAGAGAGAUUACAAAGUUGAUUUAGAGAGCCGUUUAGGCAAAAGUGUUGUCAUUAAUAAAAGUACACCCAACUCUCAGUCUGGGGGUUACUAUUGUAAUGUCUGUGAUUGUGUUGUUAAGGAUUCGAUUAACUUUCUCGACCACAUAAAUGGCAAGAAGCAUCAGAGGAAUCUGGGGAUGUCGAUGAGGGUUGAACGGAGUACAUUAGAUCAGGUGAAAGCGAGGUUUCAGACAAACAAGAAAAAAAUGGAAGAGAAGCAGAAAGACGUAGAGUUAGAAGUUCGGAUACGUGAAGCCCAAGAAGAAGAAGAACGACAGAAGGAGUACAGGAGGCUAAAACGAAGGGAACGGAAAAGAAAACUUGAAGAAGCUGAAGAAGAAGUCGGUGAAGGUCAGGAAGAACUUGCUUCGAUCAUGGGUUUUUCAGGUUUUGGAGGUUCAAAGAAGUAAAGAAAUAUAUUAGUUUAAAGUAAAAUUGUGCAUAAAUAAACGUAUUUUAAGGAAUUGGUUUUACAUUUGAUAUACAUAGCAAGUGUGUUUUAAGUUAAAUGAAAGUACAAAAGUAUGUGAGCCCAAAUAAUAAAAUAAA